UAGUCCGUUCUCUCUAACGGUUGCUUCGCAAAGAGAGAAGGAGAUGACAAAUGUUUAAUGCUCUGAAAUUAAGCAUGAACUGGAACGUACGACUAACUGUCAUGCACAGCCUGUCACAGAAAAUAAUUAUUAUCCCCCGUGAUAUUUUAGUUUUUUUAUUUGUGUAUCACGUAUUUCUAGAUAAUUGUUGCAGUUUUGGUGUUUAGAUUUUUAUAUUGUCGCCUUAACAAGUGUAACUAAUGGUGAUAGCCCGUAGAAGACCCUGUAUUAUAUUGGCGAAUAACAAUUAAAGGAACGUGUCACUAUUAUUUUACAAACAGUUGUUUUCAACCGAUACGUCGCUAUAGGAAUGUGAAUCGUGUCUAAUUUUAUUUAAUUAUUAGUAUAUUUUCACAUGGGUGAUGGCUUGGCAGUCGGACACUCUUACUGAUGAGAACAGCUUCCUACUUCGUUUAAGGAUUGUAGGAGCUUACUCAUUGGCUAAAAAGGAUAUAUUUGGUGCUAGUGACCCAUAUGUGCGGGUGGAGUUGCAGAAGGUCGAUGGUGAUGUCACCCUUGAUACGUUUCUCACUAAAACCAAGAAAAAGACUUUAAACCCCACAUGGAAUCAGGAGUUUGUCUUCAGGGUAAAACCGGCAGAGCACAAGCUGUUGAUCCAAGUGUUCGAUGAGAACCGGCUCACUAGGGAUGACUUCCUGGGCAUGGUGGAGGUACCCCUCUCCACCGUGCCCACGGAGACGGCUGCCUCCGCCCGCCCCAGCGUCGUUAAGUACCCGUUGCGUCCGCGCAGGUCUGUUGCCAGGUCCAGAGUUCGUGGCUACAUUGAGGUGUACCACGCACUAGUAGGUCGUGUGGGUGAGGCCGGAGCCGAGGAGCCAGCGCCCUCAGACGAUUGGGAGCUCGUGGAACCCUCGCCGCAGCAGGGCGUCGUACAACCGGCGAUUGGUGGCGAUCCGUUACCGCCAGGGUGGGAGGAGAGGCAGGACGCCAAUGGCAGAACGUAUUACGUCAACCACAUCGAGAGGUCCACGCAAUGGGAACGUCCUACGUUCACGCGCAAUAUGAGUACGGAGUCGCAAGCGGAACGUAUGGAGACGGCUGCGACGGAGUUCCAGCGUCGGUUCCAUAUCUCUGCGGACGAUGAACUCGCCGCCAGCCCCGCCAACACACAGAACCAUCAGGAGGAUAUAAGCAAUAGAAGUGGGGAGACUAACUCGACGGACCCCACGCCGUUUUCCACACCGAUCAGAUCGCCGGAACCCGUCGCACACGUUGCGGACAGCGCGGUGACGAACCAAACUAAUAGUAUAAGUGAUGAAACCGACUGUGAUAAUAAUUUAGGAAACAAAACGAUACAGGAGGACGACGAUGUUGUAUGCGCCAACGAAGUAGUUGGCGACGCUCAAACUGACACGAGUACUAGUCACGACGCAGUUAGCCGGGCUGCCGACACAGCGGAACUAACUGAGGACACCAACACUGAAGCUGCUAACAAUACCACUACUGACGGGGCAGGCGGUGACACGCCACCUUCUGACGCACCGCAGGGAGAGAGUCGAGACACGACUGACAAUACAGAGGUGGCACAAGGCAGUACCGACACGCCUGAAGAGAGAGAUACAGCUAACGAAGGAGAUGUGGCUAAUGAGAGGGACACAGCUAAUGAGACAGAGUCACAGAACGAAACACAGACAGAAGUGGUUGAAAAUGAGACUGAAACAGCAGCUACAGAAGCUGCGGAGACAGAGACAGCAGCACCUCAGACUGAGACAGCAGCACCUCAGACUGAGAUAGCAGUAGCUCAGGCAGAAGUAAUAGUAGAGGAAGACGCUCUGACGUUCGAUGAGAAUCACUUCAGUACUCCGACGGGCGGCGCGUCACCUGUGGCCACGCCGACCAAUCGCCGGCGGAGGACCACCACCAGCUCCAUGGAGGAUUCCGAGGACGAGACGGACGGCUCGACAGAGAGCACGAGGAGUAGCAGCGCCAGCAGUACGCAGAGUCAGAACCUGCCCAACAGUGACGGUCUUCCCCCUGGCUGGAGUAUGCAGAGAGCGCCAAACGGUAGAAUAUUUUUCAUUGACCACAAUCAGAAGACGACGACGUGGAUAGAUCCUAGAACUGGUUGUGCGUCCAGUUUACCGUCUGCGGCGGGCGCCGCGAGUAGCGCGGCCGUGGAGGCAGACGAACUGGGGGCACUGCCCGAGGGCUGGGAGGAGAGGGUGCAUACUGACGGGAGAAUCUUCUUUAUAGACCACAAUACCCGCACGACUCAGUGGGAGGACCCCCGCCUGUCCAACCCUCAGAUAGCAGGCCCGGCCGUCCCAUACUCGCGCGACUACAAGCGCAAGUACGAGUACCUCAAGAGUCAACUGCGCAAACCGAGCAACGUGCCAAACAAGUUUGAGAUAAAAGUUCGUCGUAACUCUAUCUUAGAAGAUUCAUACCGCAUCAUCAGCUCCGUCAGCCGACUCGACCUGCUCAAGACUAAGCUGUGGGUUGAGUUCGAAUCUGAAGUCGGUCUUGACUACGGUGGUCUAGCCCGCGAAUGGUUCUUCCUGUUAUCGAAAGAGAUGUUCAACCCUUACUACGGGUUGUUCGAGUACUCCGCCAUGGACAACUACACCCUGCAGAUCAACCCCAACAGUGGCGUCUGCAACGAGGAACAUCUCAGCUACUUCAAGUUUAUUGGCAGGGUCGCAGGCAUGGCUGUGUACCAUGGGAAGCUGUUGGAUGCGUUCUUCAUCCGUCCAUUCUACAAGAUGAUGCUAGGAAAGACGAUAGAGCUGCUGGACAUGGAGUCUGUAGACUUAGAGUACUAUAACUCACUCAUGUGGAUUAAGGAAAAUGACCCAUCAGAGCUGUACCUGACAUUCUCAGUAGACGAGGAGCAGUUCGGGAAGACUAUACAGCGGGACCUGAAGCCGGGCGGCGCCAAUAUACCGGUGGAUAAUGAUAACAAGGAUGAAUAUAUCAAACUGGUGAUCCAGUGGCGGUUCGUGUCGCGCGUGCAGGAGCAGAUGUUCUCGUUCCUGGAGGGGCUGGGCGCGCUGGUGCCGCUGCCGCUGCUGAAGAUCUUCGACGAGCACGAGCUGGAGCUGCUCCUGUGUGGCAUCCAGCACAUCGACGUGCGCGACUGGCGCGCCAACACGCUCUACAAGGGGGACUACCACGCCAACCAUCUCGUCGUGCAGUGGUUCUGGAGGGUGGUGCUGUCGUUCUCGAACGAGAUGCGGUCCCGGCUGCUGCAGUUCGUGACGGGUACGUCGCGCGUGCCCAUGAACGGGUUCAAGGAGCUGUACGGCAGUAACGGACCGCAACUCUUCACCAUCGAGAAGUGGGGCGCGCCGGAUAACUACCCGCGGGCACAUACGUGUUUCAACCGCAUAGAUCUCCCGCCUUAUGAAAGCUACCAGCAACUACGAGAGAAGUUAAUCAAGGCCAUCGAAGGCUCGCAGGGCUUCGCGGGCGUCGACUGAGUCCACAGUAGAACCCUACACACCGGCCUUACCUUACUAUACCACACUAGUACACUAGCUCAUCAAGGUAUACCAGCAUUAUAGUACAUUCUCGACCUUAUCCCAUAGGUAUAAUGGUUCAAAAUGUAUUAUAAGCAAUGGGGUGCCUUGACGUACCUGUAUCGACUUGUUCGUUAGUGUAUGAACAGGUUGAUACAUGUCAAUCGACAUAAUGUCGACCUGUUUAACAUGUUUUGUGUACUUUCACGGUUUAUUUUUAUUUUCUUACUCAUAUAAAGAGGUUAAUUCUCUUCCUAUUUACUUUCCUAUUGAGGUUACUAGAGAAGUAUUCAAACUUAUACCAGUCUGUCAUUUUGCUUCAUUCGUUUUCGACUUUAUAACUACACAAUAAAGAUAAAAAUCGAAUAAAAGAAUUUGACAGAAAAGUAUAGUUUGACUUGCUGGCCACUGUACUAUUUAGUUUUCAAAUUAUACUUUCUUUUUAAUAUCAAGAUAGAGAGUUAAGCUAGCGACUGGAUUGAAUAGAAAACUGCUCAAACAUGGAACUGGUACAUACCAUCACGCUUUAUUUACGAAACAAUACAGGCAGAAUUGUCCUUAAUCUAUAUUUUCAUAAUUCAUCCUUUGAGACAGUAGUUUUUAUUUCAAAUGUGGACGAUUAAACAGAAAGAAAUAAUAAACUUCUUGACUAUUAUCUUAAAGCAGAUUUAGUUUUUCGUAUAUCUUCUAAUUCAUUUCUGAAUCCCUCCAAAUCUUGUCUAUAAUUUCAUAUUCCGUUUUGCAAAAUUUUGUUAGUAAAUGGAAAAGGAAUUAUAACUAUUUCUACAAGUUUGAAUCUAAAUUAUUAUCCUUAAUACCUUCCAACUUAAACAUAAUACGUUCUCAAUAUAUUGUAAAUAUUUAAAACCUUGAAGCCUGUAGAAAUAGUUCAAAUUUCUUUGAAAAGUAUUUGAUUUAAUUUUUGAUACCCAGCUUUAUAAGUCUACUGAGACAAUUUAUAAGUUUCAGGAAUUGAAAACGAAAAUUGUAGACAAAAUCAAUCCAGCAGUUUCGGUCCUGUACUAUGAAACGCCACUAUACAAACAUGGUAGAAAACAGGAUUGUGCAAAUAGAAAUAAUAUUAAAAUUAAUACAUAAAUAAAUACGUGUGAUUAGUAUUCUAAAUGAGUGCCUAUCUUACAUAUAAAUUGGUGUCUUAAUAUUAUCAUUUACUUUCUAUCUUCUAUUCUUUACAACGACAAUAAUUUUGUAUGUGUAUAUGUCCUUCACAACGCUUUAAUAAAGGGGCGACACUUAGUGAUGUGAACGAAUAUUGCUUUUUUAUCUAUCUCUUAGUCUAUGCUAGAUGCAAAUAGUUUAGCGUAUCUAUGGCAAUAGAGUUGCACCGUGUGUGAAUAAUGCGUGCUGGUAGCGAUCUUAGAGCGAGUUUUCUUAACAAUUUAGCUGAAUUUUAUGAUAUAGUUAUAUGACUAAGUGUCACCCCUUCCCCCAUCUGACGUUAUAUCCAUAUGACUUUCCCCCUCUUCUACUUAUAAGACAAUACAAAACGGCGUAAGUAAGCAACGUUGCUGAUGUAAAUUAGACGUUAUUCUUAUAUCCACAGGGUCCAGCACCUGUAGGUACAAUUCGAAAUUAAGUCCUAUGUCUUUCAAAAGUAUUAUUUUGCUGUAACUUUAUUUUUUAUUCCGCGUCGGUUUUUGGAUCGUUGGUCCUUCGUCGCAGUUACUAUGUGUAACUAGAAGAGUUUAUCUUCGCAUAUUAUUGUACCGGGAGUCCUAUCCACCUUCGACAUUUAGCUUUACGACUAAGCCAUAAUAAAGUAAUGUUGAAAUAAAGCUCUAACUAUAAUAUACCAAGUGACUACAGGGCUAAUUGAAACACUAAAUAGGUUUACUAAAAAUUCGCAAUAAAAUUCUUAGUUUUAAUUAGCCAUGUGAUACCCCAAUUUACUUUAUGUGGAAAUUAUUAUUAUUAAUCUAAAAGGUGUUUUACAAUGUAUACUAUACAAUUAUAAUGUACAUGGUGUUUCGUUUUGUGCCUAUCAUAGAUGACAGCUGUCAAUGUCAAACUAAGACCAAGCGAGGUAGCCUUUUUGAUAAGUGAGUGACAAAGCCAAUGUGCAAUGUUUAUAAUUUAUUCCACGCAUUAUUUACGAUUUUAAAUUCUAAAUAACGUGAUAUAUCCGGGCAAGGUGAAGUUAUGAAAUGUUUCAAUUAUUAGUGAUCGGGUAAUGUAGGCCAUCUUGUCCGGACUUGUUUAGUGAUUAAAUAAUUAUUCAUUUUGCGUCCUAUACGUUAGAUAAUUGCUUUCGCUUUGAUAUAAUAUAAAAAGAUAUUUUCAUAUAUAGCACACUUGUACAUAAUUUAGUAUAAGGUGUAAAAAAUUGCUAAUUGAAAUAUGUAUAAAUAUAAAAUAAUUAGAUGACCGAGUGGUAUCCAUAAAAUGGACCGUUAAAAUUUAUAACUAUUAAAUGGAAUAAAGGUGUUAAAAUAUUUAUUGAUGGAGCAAUUGUUUACACCCUGUAUUUAUUUAGUUUUACUCAAGUUGCGUUUUCGUCUACGAUCGUUUACUUAAUUUAGAUAGUUUUUAUUAUCAAUAUAUUAUUUUGUACGUCUUUGUAAUUUUAGGCUGUAACUUAGUACCUAUUUUGUAUUCAGCAAAUCCUGCCUAAGAACUUUUGUAAACUAAAAUCAAAUGGAAUUAUAUUUGAACGCCAUUAAAGUACAUUUAGACAACUGCAGCAUUUUUUAUUAUAAGCCUAAAAUUAUAAAGAUAAUUAUUGGGAAAUAAUUUGUAUAAUUCCAUAUUAUAAACGUUUUUUGAUUAUAACAUGUUGACGAGACAUCGUGGUGUUUACCAAGUGGUACCGACAGAGAGUGAUAGGACGCGUCAUUUUAAAACUGAAUAUUUUCCUCCACGUUAACUUGGGAAAAUGUCCUGCUUAUAGAUCCGGCCUCGUAGCGUUUUCUAACAACUAAUGAUGUAAAAAUCUAGCAUUUAAAUAGAAUAAGGCAAUAAAUAUUAAGGUGAUAAACUUGCUCUACUAAUUUAACUCUUAGCCUCAUCGAAAUACGUGUUAGAAUGGCGCGUACUAGAUUCUUUAGUACUACGAAGAUCUUUACAGCAAAUGUUUGCGGAGCUAUGCGCAAGCGCUUAUGAUUAUUGACACAUUAGAACUGGAAACAGAAUUACCAUAGUUUUGACAGACUUGUGUCGAAAUGGCUUCCAUAGAUUAAUGAAGUUUCGAGAAUUGCAUUGUGACAUCUGCAUUUAAUUUCAUGUUGCUAGAAAAUAUAGAAAUCAUUACUUUAACCUUUAAUAGAUAGAAUAUUUAAGAAUUUAAAGACUUUUGAGUAUAGUUUCUAAUACAAAAGGACGGUACCACUUCCAGUUUUGAUGUGUCGGUACCAAAAUAGGGUUGUCAAGCAAUGAACAAGACGCGGUGUUGUCUAACGUAAUCAACGAUAUUUUUAUUUUACGUUUAAAAUAAGAUUAUUCAUGUAAAUAUUAAUACAUAUUUGAAAUUUGAGAAAA
Spodoptera litura is the source of this 7013-nucleotide messenger RNA. Lineage: Eukaryota; Metazoa; Arthropoda; Insecta; Lepidoptera; Noctuidae. The record is from RefSeq and is a predicted model, not a curated record.